Messenger RNA from Mercurialis annua (annual mercury), 1879 nucleotides. Its product is annotated as disease resistance protein RPM1-like. The transcript is spliced from 2 exons. Lineage: Eukaryota; Viridiplantae; Streptophyta; Magnoliopsida; Malpighiales; Euphorbiaceae. Bases 124 to 1716 code for a protein of 530 amino acids. The record is from RefSeq and is a predicted model, not a curated record.
UUCAAACAAUGCGGCUUAAUGAAUUUUCUGAACACAGAGUUGAAAAGUUAGAAGUGACAUGGUCAACAAUGGGAAAAGCUCAACCAAGAAAUUCCAACAAUCUUAGAUCAAAUCCAGGAUACUAUGCCUCACUUACGCUUCCGUCGCGAAACAGAUGACCGCAAGGAGACGUAUUUCGCAGAAAUGUCAAGUAGAAGAGCUAGUAAUACCAGAAAAUUAGGUAAGAUUUCUUGUUUAUCAAGCUAUGACAACCUUUUCUGGAAAAUAAAUAAAUAUGAAAAGCUUCCUCAUCAUCUCAAGUCUUGCUUAGAUUAUAUAUUUAUCACCAGACCUUGUCAAAAACCUGUACUGGUUCAAGUUCUGAUGGCCCAAGGUCUAAUACCAGAUAGGCCAGGGGAAAUCAUAGAGGAUGUGGCAGAAAAUUUUGUCGAGGAGUUAAUUGCGCUAGGAAUGCUUGUAGAAAAUCGCUACUGCGGAAGUCUAGAAGUUGCGAAAUGCUACAAUAAUUCAUGUAGUGUUGAUGUAGAUGAACAAAAAUUUAUGUCUAAAGCUGAAAAUUUAGAUGUGCAUGCUAUAGUCAGUUUUGAUGAGAGGAACCAUCGGUCAAUUGAUUUUAAAAACCUCAGAAUUUGUAGUCUGUUUUUGAUUGCUGCAUACGAUUGGGAUCCUCAUCGAGGUCUUUCCCGGGAUUUUAUGCAAGAUAUCUGCAAGUUGCAAUUUUUGGUGGUGUUGGAUAUAUUUGGUGUCAUUGAAUCCAUUCCUGAUGAAGUGGGGAAUUUGGUUAACCUCGAGUAUUUGGGGUUGGCCGUGUGUAUAAAUAUGGAUAAUCUACCGCGGAGUUUAGGUAAUCUUCAGAAACUUCAAACUCUGCAUCUAACAUACUAUGAAAGCCUACGAGAACUACCGGUGGAAUUGCUGAAACUUCGACAGCUGAGGCACCUUCUACUUGUUAGGUGCGGCAAUGACUCGGAAGUCAGAGUACCCAAAGGGAUUGGAAUGUUGGCGAAUCUUCAAACAUGCGAAGGCGUGUAUGCUGGAGAUGGCAUGGCUAAAGAAUUGGGUACUUUAACCCAACUACGUAGAUUUGGUGCUACGCGUGUCUCUGAAGGCCAUGCUAGUGAGCUAGCUGCAGCUAUUAUGAACAUGGAAAACCUUCACUCAUUGUCUUUAGAAGCAGAGGACGCAUGGAUUAACGGUGAAUACAGAGGUGUUUUACCUCAACUUGAGAACUUUUCCCCUCCGCAUCUUGUUCAAGAGCUGACUUUAUGUGGAGCUCUAAUCGAAAUCCCCAACUGGAUUGCUCCCAUGCAGAAGCUUACCAGGUUAAGUUUAACUCGAUCUAAUUUAUCACAGGAUGAAGCUUCUCUCCUUCAGUAUCUUCCCAAACUAAAACAUUUAGACCUAUGGAAAGCAUAUGAUGCAAAGAUCAUCGGCAAGGAAUUUUGCGAGGUUGGGAGUUUUCCAAAGCUAGAAACUCUUAGAUUUUCUUCUGAGCAUCUUGUGGAGUGGGAUGAGAUAGUGAAUGGAGCUUUUCCGAGCUUAAGGUAUCUCGAAUUUUAUAACUGCGAAAAUAUGAGAUUUAUUACUGAAGACUUGAGAAAUUUAUCUAGGCUUCAAGAACUAAAUUUUUUGGCAGUACAUGAAGACCUUGCAAGGCAACUGCGAGGUAAAGAGAAAUACAAGAUCAAACAAAUUCCGAAAGUAAUGUUCUUAUGAUCAUUUAUAAUUGCUAGCUUCAAGUGACAUUUUUGAACUAUCAAAGGUUCAUAUCAGCAUAUAUUUCGGUGCUUUAGGUAUUAUAUGAUUAUAUCUACUUCUAAUUUUCUUGUACUAAUAACAUGUGAUUGCAGUCAAUGCUAUUAAUACUAACUGGCGCUUU